Molecule: messenger RNA, 5260 nt
Organism: Ctenopharyngodon idella (grass carp)
Lineage: Eukaryota; Metazoa; Chordata; Actinopteri; Cypriniformes; Xenocyprididae
Gene: ston2
Product: stonin 2
Exons: 7
Coding region: 166-2745 (859 amino acids)
Biological process (GO): regulation of endocytosis; synaptic vesicle endocytosis; clathrin-dependent endocytosis
Cellular component (GO): AP-2 adaptor complex; synaptic vesicle
Molecular function (GO): clathrin-cargo adaptor activity
Source: RefSeq, a predicted model, not a curated record
GGGGCAUUAGCGCUGAUUCACCGGGAGCGAGUGAGAGCUACAAUCUGCUUAGAAUCAACAACACGAUAUCGCCUUAGUAGGUGGACAUGGCAUCAAAGAUUUGGGGGGAGUGAGGCGAAGUUACAAGGUACAAGCAGCUGAAGACACAGGACAGAACAGCUCCCCAUGGCUGCUACAGCCAGUAGCAGAACUGGAACUCCAAGACCGGGGUGGGUCGCUUUUCCAGAUGAGGAGUCACAGGCAGAUGAGGACCACCUCCAGCACUCUUUAGACCAGCCUGUGCUGGACUCCUCUUCUUGGGCAGAAGUACCAUGUGUGCCUGGCCACAAGACAGAGCAGACGGAUUCCUGGGUUCAGUUUGAUGACAAACCAUGGUCACCCUCUCCUCCUCCCUCAACACAGGUAAAAGGUCCCAGGCACAGCAUUUGCUCUUCAGCCAGUUUCUGGAGUACCGUUCCCCCAUCAGAGAGCAGCUGGACCACCCAAUCUGAGGAGCAGAGCUCCGUGAGCAUGGGGGCGUCAUCCUGUGACCUGCCCUCUCUUAACACCGAAGAGCCACCCAGUCAAACACCCUCCUGUCCCCACUCUCCUAAUUCUUCUUUGUGCCAAGAGGAUGAAGGAAUGAACAUGGAUUCAUUCAACUGGACAGCAAAUGACCAACACAGUAAUGGCCAUUCAUAUGUCACCUCCAACCAUUUUACCGGUUGGGUUACUUUUGAUGAUGAUGAGGACUCAGUUUUCCAGCCUCCAGGGAGACCGUCUAAUAUAAAACUGGAUAACCUCAAUUCUCCACUGCAGGAUGCCAACAGCAACUUGAUUUCAUCUUCCUUUUUUGGCCAGGUGACACAGAGACACAUCCUGGAUUUGACCCCUGAUGGCAACAAUUCCAUCUUAGCCUUUGAUAACACACUAUCGAAAAACAGCGUCCCUUACAACAAAAAAAACCCUUUCCUUGAUGAUGAGUUCUCCAACCUACAACCUUCUCCUAUUAACCCUUUCAGUGCCUAUUUUGACAAAAGAGACCUGAAAACGUCCCAAGGUAUUGGCUUGUGUCAAGAGGCACCGAAUGUGUCCAGCUUCAGCUCACCGUUCUUCGAGUAUCAAGAUGCUGAUAUAAAAAAAGAAUCGAUUUUGCUUUUUUCAGCUCAGAAGGACUCAGCAAUUGGAAAAGAUAGUGUCCCAUCAGGCUUUCCUGUAGAUGGUCUGGAUCAACUCAGGAAUAUACACAUCUCUGACCCUGACCGUGACGGUAGUCCUACACUACCAGACGAUUCGGUGGAUGAAGUUUGCUCAGAUGAUUCCACCUACGAACCAGACCACAUGACUCCUCAGGAAGGCUGGCCCAUGCUCCUGCGCAUCCCUGAAAAGAAGAACAUCAUGUCCUCACGUCACUGGGGACCAAUAUUUGUCAGAUUGACGAACAAUGGCCAGCUGCAACUUUUCUAUGAGAGAGGGCUGGAAAAGCCCUUCAAAGAGUUCCAGCUGAACUCCCAGCAUGAGAUAUCUGAACCCAAGCUCCAGAACUACGAUGAGAACGGCCGGGUUCAUACCAUCAGUGUAGACCAUGUGGUUUACAAGGAGAAGAGGAAGAUCCAGCCCAAGGUCACGGUGGUUCAUUUGCCCGUAAGAGAGCAAGUAGUGAAGCUUGGGACAACAAACUACCAGGACUUCUUGAGCUUUCGUCAUGCUCUGCAGGAGAGGCUUGUAGGCCUCUCAGUGGAUCAAGAAGGUCUCAACUGGCCAACGACUUACUCUGAGGAGGAAGUCCACGUGGAGGUGAGGGAUAACUUUUAUGGGAUUCUGUCCAAAGGGGACAGCCGUAUCUUGGAGCAACUAGUUUUGACCCGAGUGAACAUGCUAGCAUUCUUGAAUGGAUCUCCACCUUGUAGUAUCGGCCUCAAUGAUGUCCAGGUCAAAGGUAAAGAGGUGGUUUCUCGGCAUGACAUAAUUCCCAACACAACGUCACGUUGGAUUCAACUGCGGGAUUGUCGACUGCAUGAGUGUGCAGACCAGUUGGAGUUCACAGAGUCCCGAGCCAUUACGUUUAGUCCUCCGGUUGGUCGUCGCUUUGAACUGCUGCGUUUCCGCACUGCGUUCGCAGAAAAAACCCUUCCCUUCACCCUGAAAACUGUCGCUUGUGUCAGGGGUGCAGAAGUGGAGGUGCAGUCCUGGCUGGUGAUGGCAACUGGGUUCUCAUCCAAUCGGGAUCCUUUAACUUCAAUACCAUGUGAAAACGUUGCUAUCCGUUACCCUAUACCAGAAAUUUGGGCAAAGAACUUUAGGCGCGAGAGUGUGACGGGAGAGAAAUCCCUGAAGGCUCGGUUCAAUAAAGGAGCCAGCUUUGGUUCAACCAGCACGUCAGGGUCCGAACCAGCCAUGAGGGUCACGCUCGGCACGGCUAAAUACGAACAGGCCUUUAGGUCUGUGGUGUGGAGGAUCAGUCGCCUGCCUGACAAGAACUCAGCACUGGGACAUCCUCAUACAUUCUUCUGUCGUUUGGAACUGGGCUCAGAUUGGGAGGUGCCUUCUAAGUUUGAGUGCCUGGUAGAGGUUGAGUUUGACAUGCCCUCUGCUUCUGCGUCCAAAACCACCGUUCGCUCUCUGUCCGUGGGGGACAGAACUGACUUAAAAAAAUGGAUCACCUACAAAUCACAUUACCUCUAUAAGGUGGCAGUCGAGCAGAAGAAUGAGAGCACAUUGGACAGUCCUCAAAAUGAGCAACCAGGCGAGUGCACUCAUCAGUGAGGAACCAGGAAGAGAGGGAGGUUCACAGGUUGCACUUGUUGGACGAGAGAAAGUUCAACCCUGAACUGGGGUAGUUUUCGUUUACAUUUAUUGCCCAUUUGGACAAUAUUUUGAAAUUGAAACAUAUUUAGAACAAUAUGCAGAAAGGGAAAACACACCACAGAUCCCUUGCAACACUACAGUAUAUUUGCAGAUCUCCACAUUAAUUUCAUGUCCAACUUGCAAUCAUCUCAUUAAGUCAUGUAAUCAUCUUUGCCUGAAACAAUGCAGCUGUUUUACUGAACUGCAGAUAUCAGAGAUUUUGUGUAAAAAAAUUUUUUUGUAUAUUUUGGCCUAUGUAGAGUCAUUUGUGUAGGGUUACCAGGUUAAUUUUCUUGCUAAUUUAACUUUAUACAGAGGAUAAUGAGGGACUCAUUAAAUAACACAUUUCAGAGCUUUUUUUCCAUUAGAAGAAAAAUAAGUAACCCUUACUAAUUUCUAGUUAAAAAUUACAUUCUAAUAUAACAAAAGGUACUAGUAAUGCAAAUUGUUUACCUUAGAUUUGUGUUCAUGAGUCUUUUAUAAGCACAUUUUAAUUUGUUUUCAUGAAUAUUUAUAUUUGAAUUACAUUUACAGGCUUUUUUUUUUUUUUUUUUUAGAUCAACACAAAUUCCAAAUUAAAAUAUCAUUCACAUUAAAUUAAUCUGUUAUACACUCAGAAUCAAAUUGCAAAUGAGUUAAAGGGUUAGUUCACCCAAAAAUGAAAAUGUCAUUUAUUACUCACCCUCAUGUCAUUCUACACCCAUAAGACCUUCGUUCAUCUUCAGAACACAAAUUAAGAUAUUGUUGAUGAAAUCUGAUGGCUCAGCGUGGCCUCUAUUGAGAGAAAAGCCAUUGAAACUGUCAAGAUCCAUAAAGGUACUAAAAACAUAUUUGAAACCGUUCAUGUGAGUUCAGUGGUUCUAUCUUAUUAUAAAGCAACAAGAAUAAUUUCUGUGCGCCAAAAAAACAAAAUAACGACUUUUCAACAAUAUCUAGUGAUGGGCCGAUUUCAAAACACUGCUUCAUGAAGCUUCUGAGCUUUAUGAAUCUUUUGUUUCGAAUUAGUGAUUCAGAUCUCCUAUCAAACGGCUAAACUGCUGACAUCACAUGACUUUGGCGCUCUGAUCCACUGAUUCAAUUCGUGAAGCUCUGAAGCAGUGUUUUGAAAUCGGCCCAUCACUAUAUAUUGUUGAAAGUCGUUAUUUUGUUUUUUUGGUGCACAAAAUGUAUUCUUGUCGCUAAUAAAUGACAUUAUUUUAAUUUUUGGGUGAACUAACCUUUUAAGUUCUUCAAGUCUUAAAGCAGAGUAUUCUGUGAGAGGAAAUAGAUCAUGAAUGUCAAAUACCCUGUACUUUGCACAUCUUGAUGAAUUUGAGUAUUUUUUUUUUUUUUUUUUUUUUUUUUUUACAGAGUUUAACAUUUAAAUAGGUCCAAAAUUACUAAAGAGGGCUUAAACUUUGUGUUAAACUAGUGAAAUCUACUGUAAUGAUGUACUGCUUCAUUUAACUAAUGGUUGUUGACAUUAUACUGAUAAGUAUUAAGUGUUUAAAAGAAUAUAUUUAAAAUAACACUUCCCAAAUAAUAUUUGUGCAUUAUUUCAAUAGCAUUAUUAUUUCAUGUUGUUUUGGGAAUUGCAGUUGCUUUGAUCGUUCUUUGUGCAUAAACCAAGAACGAUUUCAAAAAUACGUAUGUUUUAAUUGUGAUUAAAAUUAUUGGUUUUUUUUUUUUCCUGUAACACAAUAUCACCCGCCACGUUUUCAUCUGACCUGACCCUGAGUUCACACUAGCGUUACACUGAAAGCUUGCUUGAUUAUUCAUACACUGUAUAAAAAUAAAUAAAUAAAUAAAAAAAAAAUGUUGGUUUAACUUAAAGUAAGUUACCUGGUUGCCCUAAAAAUUGAGUUCAUUGAAAUUAAAAAUUUGAGUUAAUACAAUGAAGGCGAUUGGUUUUAUCAACAGAAACUAAAAAUAUUAUGUUAUCUGAACCACAUUAAUUAUUGAAGUUGAUUUGACAAAAAAAAUGUUGUGAUAAAUCAUGAAAAUAUAUAUAUAUAUAUAUAUUUUUUUUUUUACAGUGUAGUCUUAAAAUAGCUUGAGACGUUGAGCAUAAUUGCCAUAAUUAUUUAUAUAUAUAUAUAUAUAUAUAUAUAUAUAAGCUUCUGUUAGUUAUGACACUCACAGUAGAACGACUUCGACAUCUGGCAAAGAAAUAAUUUGUUAGUAUCCUUGAUUGUUUAUUAUGUCUUAAGUUUGUUUUUUGUUUGUUCCAAAAUUGAUUGUUGUUAUUUUUUUCUGGGUUGGUAUUCUUUGUUAAUGUUUAAAAAAAAUAUGCUUUGCUAAUUGAUGCAAUAUGGAUGUGUGUUUAAUUUUUUUUUUAAUUGUCCUCAUAAUUGUAAUUCCACUAACAUCAAUCACUCAAUCAGGUACCUUCAUCUCUCAACUGGACGACAUGCAUACAAUAAAGUACGUUUGAUUAAAAAAAAAAAGAAUGUUA